This is a messenger RNA of Perkinsus marinus ATCC 50983, 472 nucleotides long. RefSeq lists its product as hypothetical. The annotation marks the transcript as partial. Gene Ontology annotation, molecular function: nucleic acid binding. The transcript has a single exon. Gene Ontology annotation, biological process: DNA integration. Lineage: Eukaryota; Perkinsozoa; Perkinsida; Perkinsidae. The record is from RefSeq and is a predicted model, not a curated record.
AAUUUGAAACAACACUGCAAACAGGCAGUUGUUCAAUGUAGAUCAUGCCAAAAAGGAAAGACAUUCCCGGGUGAUCGACAACCAUGGCAUGAGCUUAAUUCCAGCAGACGAACAACUGUGCCUUUCGCAAAAGUGUCCACAGAUAUAGUUGGACCGUAUAAGACCACAAAUGGCGAAUCCAAAAUGUAUGCGAUAACACUCAUCGAUAGUGCAACAGGAUAUGCUCUAGCACGGACUACAAAACGCUGUCCAUCCAGUGAGGAUGUUGUCGAUAUUUUCCAACACCUGACUGAGGAAUUUUGUACUUCACCGUUAGUAGUACAUACUGAUAAUGGUUCAGUGUUUGUAUCCGAAAGAUUCUCGAAAUACCUUAGAUCAAUACGGGCAGUACACGAGCGAUCAGCAGUGUUUGCUAGCUGGUCUAAUGGUAAAGUAGAGCGUUUACAUAGAGAUAUAAAUGCAUAUAUAAGGU